Molecule: messenger RNA, 4456 nt
Organism: Hippocampus zosterae (dwarf seahorse)
Lineage: Eukaryota; Metazoa; Chordata; Actinopteri; Syngnathiformes; Syngnathidae
Gene: dld
Product: deltaD
Exons: 12
Coding region: 407-2857 (816 amino acids)
Biological process (GO): Notch signaling pathway; establishment or maintenance of epithelial cell apical/basal polarity; multicellular organism development
Cellular component (GO): plasma membrane; protein-containing complex
Molecular function (GO): calcium ion binding
Source: RefSeq, a predicted model, not a curated record
GCGCGUUCUGGUCUGAUAUAAAAGCCUGUACAGGAGCGUCGAGCCAUCAGACACACGCACAGUUAACCCGAGUGAGACCGAAGCAAACUUGUUUUUCCUCGUUCGGGACCCGUAUUUCAUCAAUCAAGAGGGAGAAAACAACAAGGACGCCCACCUUUUUUUGCGCAAGAUUAUUUGGAAUUAUUUCAUACAGGGAUUUCCCCCAAGGAUCAUUCUGCUGCGGAUUAUUUAUUGACAAAAAAAUUCGAAAUAAAAAAAGAGUCUUGUCUGGGAAAAAGAGACAAUCAUAAGGAAAGUGAAUUCUUAUUUAAGGACGAGCCCAUCAAACUUUCUCCAUGUUUUUUUGAGUUGAGCUGCACCAACCUGUGGAGCUUUGAGCGAUUGUUUUGAACAGGCUGUCAACACAAUGGGACGCCUGCGUCUGACCUUAGUUGUCACGCUCUCCCUUUUCACCUGCCAGGUUUUGUGCUCGGGGGUGUUUGAGCUCAAGCUGCAGGAAUUUCUAAACAAAAAAGGGGUGUCGGGCAACGCCAACUGUUGCCCCGGCUCCGGAGGCGGCGGUUCGGCUCAUCAGCUGGGUCACCAGCAGUGCGAGUGCAAGACUUUCUUCCGGAUCUGUCUAAAGCACUACCAGGCCAACGUGUCUCCUGAGCCCCCCUGCACGUACGGCGGUGCGGUGACCCCAGUUCUGGGCUCCAACUCCUUCCAGGUGCCCGAAACGAACGCGGACACCUUCACCAACCCGAUCCGCUUCAAUUUCGGCUUCACGUGGCCGGGGACAUUUUCACUGAUCAUUGAGGCUCUGCACACAGACUCCCUGGACGACCUGGCAACAGACAACCCAGAGCACCUCAUCAGCCGCAUCACCACUCAGCGUCACCUAACAGUUGGAGAGGAAUGGUCCAAAGACAUGCAGACAGCAGGCAGGACGGAGCUACGUUACUCCUACCGCUUCCUGUGUGACGAGCAUUAUUAUGGCGAGGGCUGCUCCGUGUUCUGUCGGCCCCGAGACGAUGCCUUUGGACACUUCACCUGUGGAGAGCGUGGCGAGAUCAUUUGCAACUCUGGCUGGAAGGGACAGUACUGCACCGAACCAAUUUGUCUUCCCGGCUGCGAUGAAGAUCACGGCUUCUGUGAGAAACCUGGUGAAUGCAAGUGCCGCGUGGGAUUCAGUGGUCGUUACUGUGAUGACUGUAUCCGUUACCCGGGCUGCCUCCAUGGUACGUGCCAACAACCCUGGCAGUGCAACUGCCAGGAGGGAUGGGGCGGCCUCUUCUGCAACCAGGAUCUCAACUACUGUACACACCACAAGCCAUGUCUCAAUGGUGCCACGUGUACCAACACUGGCCAGGGCAGCUACACAUGCUCCUGUCCACCUGGCUAUACAGGUGCCAGCUGUGAGAUCGAGGUCAAUGAAUGUUCUGGAAACCCCUGUCGCAAUGGUGGCAGCUGCUCCGACCAAGACGGAAGCUAUCAGUGCACCUGUCCACUUGGUUUCUAUGGCAACAACUGUGAGUUGAGUGCCAGUAGCUGUGCGGAUGGGCCUUGCUUCAAUGCUGGACGCUGUGUCGACAACCCGGAGGGGGGCUACUUCUGCCAGUGCCCCAUGGGAUACGCUGGAUUCAAUUGUGAAAAAAAAAUUGACCACUGCUCAUCCAACCCCUGCUUAAAUGGAGCAGAAUGUGUGGAUUUAGUGAACUCGUACCUCUGUCAGUGUACUGAAGGGUUUUCUGGUACCAAUUGUGAGGACAGUAGCAGUGGCCUCUCUGGACAUUGUCUGUCUUUUCCUUGUCAGAAUGGUGGGACAUGCCAGGAGGGAGCACAUGGCUACACAUGCACCUGCCCACCAGGGUAUACUGGCAAAAACUGCAGUUCCCCCAUCUCCCGCUGUGCUCACAAUCCUUGCCACAAUGGAGCCACUUGCCAUGAGCGCGGUGGUCGCUAUGUGUGCGCCUGCUUGCCAGACUACGGCGGGCACAACUGCCAGUUCCUCUUACCAGAAGUUCCCAAGGGUCAUCCGGUGGUGGAUGGACCGGACCGACGAUAUUCCUCACUGGAAAGCGAAAGCUUUGACGAUGACCACAACGACGACAGCGGCUUUCCCUGGACCGCCGUGUGCGCUGGCGUCUUCCUAGUUCUGGUGAUUCUCAUCGGUUGCUCUGUGUUGGUGGUCUACGCCCGGGUCAAACUACAGGAGCGGCACAGUCAUCGCAGCGAUAGCGUCCGAAGCGACAGCCACGAAACAAUGAACAACCUCACGACCACCAACAAUUGCCUCCGCAGUGACAAGGAGCUGGUCACUGUCAUGACAACAUCCAUUAAAAACACCAACAAAAAGGCAGAUUACCAUUCUGAACUGGCUGGUUCGCUUGCUGGUCUGAGUGGGACCAGCGGGCUGAAUGGGCUUGGUGGAUCAGAGAAGCAAGGCUUCAAGUCUCGCUACUCCAGUGUGGAGUAUAACCUCGUCCACGAGUUGCGGCCUGAGGAGGUGUCACCGUGCAAACGGGAGGACCACGACGUGCCGGAGGUGAAGUGUGAGCUGCUGGGAGAGUCUGAUACUGAGGAAAUAUGCAGGAAAAGACAGAACAGUGAUGCAUCAGAAGCGAAACAAGCGGAAGAGUCACCAAGCUGCAGCGAAACCAUGUAUCCAUCAUCCUACGAUCUGAAGCAACAUGCCGCCAGUGAUCUUAAAUCCCAAUCAUCCAGUGAUGUCAAAUACCAGUCAAGCUGUGAUGUUGAAUAUCACUGCAGCGCCAGUGGUGAGAGCAAGUACCAGUGCGCCACAGACACCAAAUACCAGUCUGUGUAUGUCAUGUCGGACCAGAAAGACGAGUGCUUAAUCGCGACAGAGGUAUGAUACUCAUCGUGAUCAAUCUCUGGGCGAUGGUGGUCCUCGCUAACCCUGAGCAGUACAGCUCAGCUUGUCUCCGGGAGGUUUUACUCCUGCGGUUUGCUGCUGUUCCCUGGAAUUUACCGAAGGAUCCUGGAGCCAAGGUGACACUGAACCAAUGCAGAGUCAGUGAAUUUUGGACAAUGAUGACCUCAAAUGAGGACGUCGCUUUCAUAAUUGAUGCUCAGCCCUAUAAAGUAUCUUCCAAGCACCUGAAGUAGCGCAUGACUUGUUCAAAUUUGAAACAAUGAUGGACUAAGUACUCAUGCUAUCCGAUGACUUUUGCUGAAGGACAAUGGAAGAGCUUCAUAUCUAAUACAGUAUUGACAUCGAGGUGGAUCCAAGGGAGCGUUGGCCUGGAUGAUGAAAUAGUAGUACCGUGGAGUACUGAUCGAAUGAACAGAGUGGUACCUUUGGAGUACUGGGAGCUUAUGAGUUGUAGUACUGUGCUAUGUGCUAUCGUUAUUAAAGUACAGUGUCAAAGCUGUCAUAGGUGAUGUUCUGUACAGUGCUGCAGAGGACAGAGUGUAGACAUGGCAAAGGGUGGACGUCUUUCCAAGGCACUGGAGCCAAUUUCCGAAAAGAUCAUAGAUUUGUUUUUUUUUUCAGAACACAAAUGGUCCGACUACACAUCUUUAAGUCUGCAGCACUGACAGGCUAUGUCGGCUGAGCUGGUUCUCAGCAGAAACGUACAGAAGUGAAGACUCCAGUAUUGACUGCAAAUCGAUCCAACAUGGAUCCUGUUGGGCCAUACUGGCCCCUGACCCUGAAGCUUUGGAUACACAGGGCAAUAAUUUUGACAAAAUAUUCCUUGAUAUUACAAGCUGAAUUUUACAGGAAAAAAAAUCACUGAAAAUAAUCAAACACAGCUUAUGGGUUAUUUUACGACCACUAUAGAGUUGUUAGGCCCAACCUCUGACACUGUUGUGUGUCUAUGUCAAACUAUGAAGGAGUCGUCGGAACUGCCAAGACCUCCUUGCACUACGGGGGUGCACGUGGACGAGAGAGUGUGAGCACAGACAAGGUCAUUUGCAUCUUCCAACUGUUAGCCAGUUAUCAUUUUAGCCACCAUCGAUCGCCCUUGCCUGCUCAUCAUUGGUUAGCCUCAUGCGAUUCAUGUUUUUAAAUCGUAUUUGUUAUUAUUGAAACAAAGAUGUUCUUUUAAUUUAAUUAUUAUUUGUGUUCCAAUUUGGUGUGAUAUUUUGUGUUAUAAUUUAAGUAUGAUUGUUUUUUUAUUUGACAGAUAACGUAUGUAUGUAUGUAUGUAUGUAUGUAUGUAUGUAUGUAUGUAUGUAUGUAUGUAUGUAUGUAUGUAUGUAUGUAUGUAUGUAUGUAUGUAUGUAUGUAUGUAUGUAUGUAUGUAUGUAUGUAUGUAUGUAUGUAUGUAUGUAUGUAUGUAUGUAUGUAUGUAUGUAUGUAUGUAUGUAUGUAUGUGUUAGGCACUUGAGACCACUGUGACUGUGUUGUAUUUAAAAGAAAAAUUGUAUGUCUGUACAGAGCCUGUCAUUUUUGUUUGCUGGAAAAAAAGCGCAAUAUUUUUCCAAAAUAAAAGAGAAAAUAUUAGUA